CUUCAGGAGCUUUAGGAGAUUGUGUUUCUUCUCGUGCUCGAGACUCCAUUACUAUUGUCUGCGUGUCUUCACCAGGUACCUUCAGACCGGUUCGAGAGGUUUGGCCUAGCGUGGAAUGAGCAGUCAUAACUUUAACAAGUGGAAGGAGCAGGAAGUGAUCUUCCUCAGCUGAAGCGACGCUGCGACACAAUGGCAUCUCUUGUCCGGGACUCCAUACUGAAUGACGGCAACGGGAAUUCAUAGGACAUGGCUGGAAUUCCACCGGAUUCUUGGCAACCCCCCACAGUAUCGCUGGACACAACGAUGGGAACUGUCGUGCUAGAACUGUACUGGAAUCAUGCGCCAAAAACAUGCAAGAAUUUCGCAGAGCUGGGCAGAAGAGGUUAUUACAACAACACCAAGUUCCACCGCAUCAUCAAAGACUUCAUGGUUCAAGGAGGCGAUCCAACAGGAACAGGUCGUGGUGGUGCAUCUAUAUAUGGCAAGCAGUUUGAAGAUGAAUUGCAUCCAGAGUUAAAAUUUACAGGUGCUGGAAUUCUCGCAAUGGCCAAUGCAGGGCCCGAUACAAACGGAAGCCAGUUCUUUCUCACAUUGGCUCCCACGCAGUGGCUGGAUGGGAAACACACUAUAUUUGGACGGGUCUGCCAGGGCAUUGGAGUUGUUAAUCGUAUUGGCAUGGUUGAAACCAACAGUCAGGACCGCCCAGUGGAUGACAUUAAAAUUCUCAGAGUGAAUCUACCUAUCUAAGACGUCUGCUUGCAUAACUUUUUAUGCCUUAUUUUUGUAC
This is a messenger RNA of Labeo rohita (rohu), 787 nucleotides long. RefSeq names its product peptidylprolyl isomerase (cyclophilin)-like 1 (gene ppil1). NCBI's taxonomy places the organism in Eukaryota, Metazoa, Chordata, Actinopteri, Cypriniformes, Cyprinidae. Gene Ontology annotation, cellular component: catalytic step 2 spliceosome. The transcript is spliced from 5 exons. The record is from RefSeq and is a predicted model, not a curated record. The coding region runs from base 247 to 747 and encodes 166 amino acids. Gene Ontology annotation, molecular function: peptidyl-prolyl cis-trans isomerase activity. Gene Ontology annotation, biological process: protein peptidyl-prolyl isomerization; protein folding.